Molecule: messenger RNA, 5743 nt
Organism: Acipenser ruthenus (sterlet)
Lineage: Eukaryota; Metazoa; Chordata; Actinopteri; Acipenseriformes; Acipenseridae
Product: rho guanine nucleotide exchange factor 3-like
Exons: 13
Coding region: 223-1797 (524 amino acids)
Biological process (GO): positive regulation of Rho protein signal transduction; intracellular signal transduction
Molecular function (GO): guanyl-nucleotide exchange factor activity
Source: RefSeq, a predicted model, not a curated record
AUGUGGUCUGAGACUGAGAACAUUGUGAGCGAACAAGUGACAGAGAGCAAGCAAGCGAGCGAGAGAGAGAGAGAAUAUUUGAAAAGUAGCUCAAAUAGGAGCCUUCUCUUUUGUUUUUCUUUCUGUGUUUUUCUGAGAGAUAUUUCAAGGAUUUAGGUCUCUUUGGAGGGCCAGUUGCCGUAGCAAUAUGGAGGAUGUUUUGAUAUAGAGAAACAGGAGGCGAUGGAGGGAGAGGAGAGCGAGACUACUUCCUGGUCUCCAGUGCAGAGAGAGAGGCUCUUAACCUGUAGAAACAUCUCUGAUAUCUCAGGGAAAAAACGGAAGCAAGGGACAGUGACUGGCAAUGCCUCUAGUAUCCAGCUCCCAGAAGACAAGCAGGUGGAUGAAGCCAUUGAGGAUUCUGGAACAGGAAAAGAUGCAGAAGAGCCCAGCAACAAGAGGGUUAAACCGGUUUCCAAGGGAACGGGCCUGGCGGGUCUCAUGGGCCCUGUCAAUUCGACCUCGCUGAAGCGGAUUGGCCAGUCUAUUUCAAGGUCAAUAAGUUUCAAGACAGACGCUCGUCCGUUCCCUGCAGCCCCACUGCGUCCGAGAGUGAAGAACACGCCCUCGACGAAGCGCAAAAACAACCUUCUGUGGAGCGACACGGUCGAGAGCAUCAGCGAAGAGCUCUCCGCAAAGGAGAUCAAACGACAGGAAGUAAUAUUUGAACUCACUCAAGGGGAGCAGCAGCUGGUCGAUGAUCUCAGUUUAGCCAAGAAGGCCUAUUAUGAACCAAUGCUAAAACUGGACAUCAUGACAGAGAAUGAAUUGACGCAGAUAUUUGGGACACUGGACUCUCUGAUCCCGAUACACGAAGACUUGUGGAACAGGCUACAGACCCUGCGGGGUUCCGAAGGCACAGUCCAUGAAGUUGGGCCGACACUGAUGGAAUGGUUCCCCUGCCUGGACUCCUACAUCACGUACUGCUGUAACCUGGUGGCAGCCAAGGCCCUGCUGGAUCACAAGAAGCAGGAACGCCGGGUUGACGAGUUCCUCCGUCUCUGCCAGGAGUCUUCCUUCAGCCGCAAGCUGGACCUGUGGAACUUCCUGGACCUGCCUCGCAGCCGGCUCGUCAAGUACCCCCUGCUGCUGAAAGAGAUCCUCCGACACACCAGCAGUGAGCACCCGGACCUGCCCCACCUGAAGGAGGCUAUGGAGCUGAUUCAGAGAAUCGUUGGGCAGGUGAACAGUAAGACCGGGGAGGCUGAGAGCCAGUACUAUCAGAGCAGUCUCUGCUUCCAGGACGACAAUCAGAGGCUCCCUGAAAUCCAGCACUCCCGCCUGCUGCACUGCCAUGGGGAGCUGAAGAACAGCAAGGGACAGAAGCUACAUGUGUUCCUGUUUGAGCUAGUGCUGGUGCUCACCCGGCCGGUCAGCCACAGCGAAGUGCUGCAGUUCCAGGUCUACAGACAGCCCAUUCCCAUCGCAGACCUGCUGCUGGAGGAGCUGCCUGACGGGGAGGUGGGGGGCUCCUUCAGGGGGGCUUUCACCUCCACCAACGACAGAGCUAAGAACUUUUUCCGUGUGAGCUCCAGAGGGCGUUGGAAGGGCCAGGCUCACUCUCUACAGGCCAGCGACUCGUUCAACAAGCAGCAGUGGGUCUCCUGCAUACGACAGGCGAUCAUUUCCUUCAAGGACCAGCUGAACUCCUCCCACCAAUCCCCCCUCAACCAGUCAGCGGACAGCUCCCUGGACGACAUCGCCGACCUCAGCAUAGACAGUGAUGACAAAGUGGGCGUCGACGUGGAAAUGAGCUGAUUCUCAUAGGAUGAGACCGGUCAUGUGUGUAUAUGAUUAGCAGAAACUAGAAACACUGGGUGCGUUCAUGGAGAUCAUUCUGCAUAGAUUCUGCGCAGAAUCUGACCAAUUAACCAAUUAUCUUCUAAGAAUGAUCUCCGUGAACGCACCCAUUGGCUAAAUUGGUCAGAUUCUGCAAAGAAUCUGCGCAGAAUGAUCUCCGUGUACGGACUGUAUUUCCUCAGGUAAAAUUGAGCUGACCUCCAGACCUCAACACAUUUUCCACACCACAAUUUAGGCAGCGUGCAUCUACUCUCUAUCCCACCAGGACACCUGGGGAGAACUAAAAUAAAAUGUACAAUAAUGACAGCACCCAAAAAAUCUUACCUAUGUAAUCUCUCAUGGAGACAUAAUUCAAAUAUACUGCAAUGUAUUCCUUUUCCACAUGACUGGGGUGGAAUGAGGAAGUAUGGUAAGUGUCGGUAGUUAGGAUUCUCCAGGCAAGCUCAAAACAAGCUCCAAGCCAGCCAAAGACACAAAGAAAGUCAUGGCAACAAUUGUUAAGCAACAGAACUCUAUGGGGCAUAUAAUAAGAGCAAUUUACAGAGAUUUGAAAAAAAGUUCUAGUAAUGGUAGGAUGGAAAUUUAUUUUUUUUUAAAAAUUAUUAUUCUCUUAGCAAUGUGUUCUUCUGGUAUUGCCAAUUAUUGUGUUUCUGUUUUUUAAUACAUUAUUGAAACUUAUUUUAAAACAGUUAAGCUCAGGACGGGUCAUAGCCACAGGCCCAGCUGUUGAAGACCAUUUCAAAUAGCCUGGGUUCAGACCCAAGUCACCCACAUUUAAAAUAAACCCUAAAUAUUAGAUUUAAGGUCAAUCUUGUCUGUUUCCCAGCCUAAGUGUGCAACACAAGACUAGAGUCCUCCAUGUCUGCGCAGUUAUCAUCACAAGACUAGAGUCCUCCAUGUCUGCGCAGUUAUCAUCACAAGACAAGUCCUCUGCGUCUGUGCAGUUAAUAGCUCCUCUGCGUCUGCGCAGUUAUCAUCACAAGACUAUAGUCCUCCCGUCUGCACAGUUAUCAUCACAAGAUUAGAGUCCUCCGCAUCAUUGAUGGUUCUUAAUUCAAAUUGCAAAUUAUAUCAUUUAAAAUGAACCAAUGUUGUCAUUUUCUUUUUCUUUUAUUGAUUCGGAAUGUAACUUUAAUAAUUUAGGUUAGAUUAAUCAUUGCCCAAAACAUUCUCGAGGGAGGGGAAACCCUGUAAAGGAUCAUUAAUUAACAUUUCCGUACUGUCGAGUGAUUGAAAACGAGACAUUUUGUGUUUGAAUUGAAAGUGAUGGUCUCGAGGAGUCGAAUGGGUCAAAGUUCAAGUAUAUUUUCCUCUAGAGGAAUUAUCACUUUUUGACGUCACUAUUGUGGUAUUAUCACUUUUUUUUUCGAAUGGCUCAGGAUGCAAAUAUAGCCUUCAUCCAUGUAUAUUAUAGAUACUAUAGAUCUGAAGCAAGACUUGCAACUUGUGCUGUUUCUGCUUUGCAGCUGACUACUGGACAAACUAACCCACAUCCUAAGGCAGUUUCGAGUCUGCUUUAAUUACUACACCAUAUUACCGUGUGUAAAUAAACUAAUCUGCCCUUAAAAAAAAAGAAUGCAACUUGAUUGCCCAUGUGUCAUGCAUGUAAAGAUGUGCUCUACACACACGCGGAUCAAGCAGCUGCAUUGCUGAGUCAACUCCAGCUUGCAUCAAACUGCAUCAUGGGAUUAGUCUCUAGUGUGAACAGAACAGGGAGCAAAGCCGCAUUAACUGCUCCCGGAUUGGACUGCCAGAUUCAAGUCAUGGAUUCAUUUUCCUUGUGUCUGGAAACAGUAUAGGGCUAUUUGAAAUGGUCUUCUUUAGCAUCGUGUGGCUUCUGAACCUUUCUUUAAGUUUAAUGAUGUAAAAUAAACAGAAACAAGACAUGAACUGGAAACCAAAUAACAUGAAAGACAAGUGGGUGAGAGAACAAUCCGUCUAACCCCUUCUGUUUUAACUUCAUAGAAAAUAGUGUUGUAUAUGAGAAAAUAAAGUCUAAUAAAAAAGAAAGUAUUUGUUAUAAAGCUCCCUCUAUAUAUGUAUAUAGGAAUCUUAUCAGUAUAUGUGUAUUAUUAAUGUGGCUUAUUAAUCAAAAGCAAGAAACAGAAAUCAUGUGAAGCGCACUUCAACUGCAUAUCUGCCGGUGCUGUAAUAUAAUAUACAGAUGUGGUUCCAAAUAGGGCACCAGGGCAAUGAAUCAAGCGAUGAAUGUUUAAUUAAAAUGCAAAAUAAAAGCCAUACUGAUCAGUGAGCGAUUCAUUGAUUAAUUGUUGCAAGUUAUAAAGCAGGGCUUUGUUAAUGCAACUCUGCUUUGUUUGGCAGGGAAGCAGGUGUUUUUCAGCCUCAGACUCAUCGAAGGCUCAACCGCCACACACCAGAUGCGAUGUGAUUUUUCAUUAGGUGUCAAGAUACUUUCACUGCGAUAUGACCACACACACCAGAAGCGACACAGAGAUGAUGCGACAAAUUGGAAAACUGCCAGAUCAAUAAAACUUAAACAAAAUUGCUAUUGUCAAAACUAUGAUCAGUACAUAUUCCUCAACAUGGUGUAGUAAUUAUGAGUGCCUUCUCUGAUUGGUCAAUUCCCUAGUUGUUACAUGAAUAAUUGCAAAAAAUCUUCUUCCAUAGACACCGUAGAGCUUGCAUACACCAUUGACAGCACACAACUGGGUGUGGAGCGCAUAAUACUAUACUUCAAAUUGCUAUUUGUAAACUAGCAGGAAACUUGUCUCAGAUCUAGGACCCAGUCACUGAAAGAUACUCGUACUGUGUAGUACUGAGAGCAUUUCUUUACUAAUUGCAUCAAUCUGGACUUGCGAGGCAUAUGUGUGCUGUACAGAUUUACUGUUUUGCGUCAAGGAGUCUGUGGGCAAAUUGCCCAUGUAAUAAAUGUACUAUGGAGGUGUAAUUAUCAUGCGAUUUACCCAUUGAGGAAAAUCUAGAUUAAUAAGUCGUAAUGAACUGGCAUCUCAGAAAACUGAAUUGAAUGGAAUGGCAAAGACGAACGCCUUACCAGCUAAGCUUUGUAGUCAAGAGGCAAGUACAGAUCUUAUACUGAUGAGUGUUAACUCCUGAGCCACUAGGAGAUUCAGUACAAAGUACUAGGAAUGUGUUGUAACUUGGAGUACUUCCCUUUUACACGUUUUAGGUUGUAUUAUAUUAUACAAUAGAAUAAACCCUUUUAAAAAUGAGUUACACAAAAAUAAAGCAAAGCAUUGCCUCGUUUGGUACUGAACACUUGGGUAGACAAGGGCGAUCAAUAGCAAUCGGAGUGUGAUUUAAUAUAGACUCGUGAUCAAACUGAAACCACUCUUUUGAUUGUUAGUCUUACCUUUCUUUUAUCCUUCCGAUAUGAAGUCAUUUUGUUUCACUUCCUGAUUUUCACUUUCCUCGAUUCCAUAGAAAUGCGUCUCUCAAUAUGCGUAUCAUCUUUACAGUAUGGGAUUGUAAUCCUGGGCAAGACUUAACCUCAGAUUAAAUUUGACAAACAACUGCAUCUCCCAGUAUACAGCACCGGUAGAUAAUUCAGUCAGAGAGAUUACAGUGCAUAAAUUAAUUGCCAUUGAUUGGUACUCAAUUGUACAGAUGAGGGGGAAGGAGAGAAAUGCAGCUUUUCUGGUUGCGAAAUGAACACAUUUUUAAAGGCGUGUUUAUUUAAUUCCAUGUUAAAGGAAAAUGCUUGUAAGCCUGAGUACCUACACAUCCCUGUUUUAUAUCGCGUGUAUUACACAGCAGCGCUGCGGCGACACUGAAUGCUGAGCAGUUUGGUAGCUGUGGUAACCACUCUUUGGUGGGGUGCUGUUUUGAGUUUUAAGAGUAUUUGAAAUGUUUAUUCUUUAGAAAUGUUUUAUAAAGUGUCCUGUGUGUUCUAUUUUUUCACAUUUGAAUAAAAAAUAUUUGUUUU